AGGCUCUAGCCUGGGAAGCCAGAGGAAGGCGUUGCUCCAGUCAGCUGACCCAGGGCAAAGGCUCCAAAACAAACCCUUUCCUUCUCCUCCGCCUUCCUCCUUGCCUUGGGGAUUAAGAGAAGCCCCUUAAGAGAAGCCAUCGGGGGCUUCAGAGCCCGCUGCAGCGAUGUCCAGCCGGCCUUUAAAUGGUCUUGCUGAAAACGGGCAACACCAGGAGACGGAAGUGGGAAAUGGGCACCCAAAUGUGCCACCUCCUGUGCCUGGGGCUGCUACCGUGGAAGAGAUGGUCCAGCAGAUGAAAGAGCUCAUCACUGAGAACAACGAGCUUAAAGAAGCUGUGAGACAACAUAACCAAGCUAUGAAGGACCGUUUUGAGAAUCUUUCAGAAUGGAGUGAAAAGCUGAAGGAAGAACGAGAGUUUUACGAAAUUAAAUUCAAGGAAGCGAGACAGUGCUUAGCAAGCAAAUGUGUCGAGAAUGAAACACUGAAAAAGCAGCUCCAAACUUUUGAAGAAAAGGGAGAAGAUCUCACAAAUGGAUGUACAGUUUCCAAAAAGGAGAUGGCACAAGAACUGGAGCAGCUGAAGAUGCAAGUGACAAAACUCCAGGCAGAAAAGGCUGAUCUGGUGGCCAUAAUUUCAGAGCUGCAGCUUAAACUCAACAGCGCCACUGCUGAAGAUUCAUUUGUUGAGAUCAGGAUGCACGAGGAAGAAGUAAAUGGAGCUUUAAAGGAAAAUCAAGAUCUUAGUGACAAAAGAAUGGGUGACGCACCUACCUAUGUGAGGAGCAGAUCUGUGGAUGAAGCAAAAAAAUAUUUGCAAACUGAAGAGUUAACUGUCAGCCAGCUUCUUCAUUCUCUUCGGAAUGAGACUCAGAAGAGGGAAGCAUUAGAAAAGGAGGUGCAGGAACUAAAGGACAGAGCACUGAGGAUGGAGUAUUCAACAGAUGAGAAGGGCUCCCAGACGGAACAUGAAGAAGAGGAAGCAAAAAUGGGCGAUGAGGUAGAAACUCUAAGCCUGCAAGUGUCGGCUCUGUUCAAAGAACUUCAAGACACCCAUGCUAAAUUGAAAGAAGCUGAAGUAAUCCAGAAGAAGCUGCAAGAAAAAUGUCAGGUUCUUGAACAUCAGCAGAGUGCAAACGCUGGAGACCAGGAUGAGAAGCAGCAGCUGUUAUACACCAUUAAGAAACUGGAACUUCAGGUGGAGAGCAUGCAGUCAGAGAUCAGGUUGGAGCAGGCCAAAACAAGCGAUGAAAAAGCCAAGUACAACAAGCUGCAGGAUAUAUACAACAAGCUCCUACCUGAGCUGACCAAUGCAAAGCAAACAGUGGAAGAAUUAAAAAUGAAAGAGGCUGAAAGUGUAGAUAAAACGGUUGCAGACAAACUAAUCCACAAGCUGGACCUAGCGGAGAAAGCACUGGCUACUAAGCAGUCACAAAUAGAUGAAAUGAAGCAAACCAUCGCCAAGCAGGAAGAAGAACUUGAGACCGUGGCUGUCCUACGAGCUCAGAUGGAAGUGUACUGUUCUGAUUUCCAUGCCGAAAGAGCAGCACGAGAGAAAAUCCAUGAAGAAAAGGAGCAAUUAGCUGUGCAGUUGACAUACUUGCUAACAGAGAAGCAGCAACAUGAAGGUCCCGGCAGGAAUUCACUGGCAGAAAUGCAGACCCGUCAUGGAACAAGACUACCAUCAGGAACAGAAAGUGAGGAUUGGCAACAGCAACAGCGGAAUAUUCCAGCGCAGUCUUGUCCAAAAUGUGGAAUGAUUCUUCCUGAUAUAGACACGCUACAGAUACAUGUGAUGGACUGUAUCAUCUAAACAAUAUCAACAAAGAUGCUCAUAAACAGGACCUGUACUUUCUGAGCAGACUUGUCCAUUCCCACUCACUACUAGAAAGCUUGAUCCUUCAGAAUUUAACUUCCUUUUUCUAUUGAUUUCAAAGGGGAUUGUCAGGUUUUAGUUCUAUGUAAGAGAAAUAUAGCUGGGGAAGAAUGGCUUUUUAAACGGCUGAUUAUCAGAUGUUUUUCUCAUAGGCUGAAAAAGAGGAAGCUAACAUUAUAAGAGCUUGAGCUGAAAUAAUUAAAAGCGCAACAAUACUGGGAAAUUGUAUCAUUUUGAUACUUGGAAGGAUGUGUUUGACAAAAGCAUCUCUUUAUUUGCAUUCAUAAAUACGAUUGCAUAUGUUUUGCGGGUACAAACAAGUGUAUCUAUGUGCCUGUCUAAUCUCAGGGAGAUCAGCUGAGACUAUGUUUAGGUUCACAUAUGAUACAUCUAUGGGUAAGUGAAUUAAAACUGCAAGAACUUCCUCCUUAAGAAGAACGAUGGAUCAGAGUCCUGAAGAACCUGUUCUUGAACUCAGCUAUUUUAAGGUUCUCUUUACAAAUAAGUAACUUGUAGAAAGUGUGUUAUUUUAUGUUGAAAUGUAGUGGCACUUAUUCUAAAAAAGCCACUACACAUGCCCCAGAUUUUUCAAGGUGGAAGUUUUCUCCAUUGUUUGGGUUCUCACUAAUGCCUAAGAAUAUAAGUGCAAUAGAAAAAUAUAUUGGUAGGGAGUAUCAAGAACACAAAAUUUAGUGUUGAUUCCACUUUUGGCUUAUUUGUAAUUAUAAAAUUAACAUAUAUAUUUGAUUUAAUGUAUUUUUUGUAAUGGAGCCCUUGAAACAACUUAUAUUCUUUAUCAAAAGGCACUUUAAUUAUGUUAAGUUCUGAGUGGCAUAUGGACUCUAUGCUGUAACCAAAAGAUUAAAAUAAUUGGUUGUCGAAGGCUUUCAUGGCCAGAAUCACAGGGUUGUUGUGUGUUUUCCGGGCUGUGUGGCCAUGUUCUAGAAGCAAUCUCUCCUGACGUUUCACCCACAUCUUUGGUAGGCAUCCUCAAGAGGUUGUGAGGUAUAUUAAAAUAAUUUGUUCUAAAACAGCCUUUUGGCUGCUAUAUUGCUUUGCCCUCUUAAAAUAGCCUUUUAAAAAAAGAGAGAUUGUGUUUUUAAUCACCUGGACUAAUUAUGCUUGAAAAAGAAAACAUAAUGACAAGUUAAUUGAGUUGUUACUAUUAAAAAAAUAAAAUUGUCAAAAGUA
Molecule: messenger RNA, 3067 nt
Organism: Anolis carolinensis (green anole)
Lineage: Eukaryota; Metazoa; Chordata; Lepidosauria; Squamata; Anolidae
Gene: optn
Product: optineurin
Exons: 14
Coding region: 167-1813 (548 amino acids)
Biological process (GO): Golgi ribbon formation; protein localization to Golgi apparatus; regulation of canonical NF-kappaB signal transduction
Cellular component (GO): nucleus; cytoplasm; Golgi apparatus
Molecular function (GO): K63-linked polyubiquitin modification-dependent protein binding
Source: RefSeq, a predicted model, not a curated record